AUGGGGACCAGACCCUUGGGCAGGAUGCUGCUCUGCCAGGAGGAGGAGGAAGAGAACACAGAGGCCUCAGUGGUCCCCACGCCUCUGGGUCCCCUCAGGGAGACCUACUGCCAGAAACACAGCGAGAAGAUCUACUUCUUCUGUAAGACUGACGCGGAGUUCCUUUGUGUGUUCUGCAGGGCGGGCCCUGCCCACCGGACUCACUCCAUGGGCUUCCUGGACGAGGCCAUCCGGCCCUACCGGGAUCAUCUCAGGAGUCAGUUGGAAGUUCUGAGGGUGAAGAGGGACAAGAUUGAAAACAUAAAGUGCAGAGAAGACCAGAAGCUGCAAGGACUCCUAGCUCUAAUUGAAAACAAGAAGCAACAAGUAGAAACUGCUUUUGAAAGACUGUAUCAGGAGCUAGGGGACCAACAGCGCCUCCUGCUGGCUAGGAUGAGGGGUCUGGAACAGCAGAUCUGGAAGGAGAGGGAUGAGUACAUCACAAAGGUCUCUAAAGAGGUCGCUCAGGUGGAAGCCCAGGUGGAAGAGCUGAAGCAGAAGUGUCAGCGACCGGGAAGUGAGCUUGUGCAAGAUGUCAGAGUCUACCAGAGCAGGUGUGAGAAGACUUUUGUGAAUCCAGAGGCCAUUUCUUCUGACCUAGCCAAGAAGAUCCUUGAGCUUCACCGAAAAAUACUCAUCCUCCCAGACAUGAUGAAGACGUUUUCAGAAAAUUUGGUACAGCAUCUGGAGACGGAUUCAGGUAACUAG
This is a messenger RNA of Jaculus jaculus (lesser Egyptian jerboa), 747 nucleotides long. It is a transcript of the gene Trim15, whose product is annotated as tripartite motif containing 15. Bases 1 to 747 code for a protein of 248 amino acids. Lineage: Eukaryota; Metazoa; Chordata; Mammalia; Rodentia; Dipodidae. The record is from RefSeq and is a predicted model, not a curated record. Gene Ontology annotation, molecular function: zinc ion binding. The transcript is spliced from 6 exons.